Messenger RNA from Radiomyces spectabilis, 1371 nucleotides. RefSeq names its product P-loop containing nucleoside triphosphate hydrolase protein. The transcript has 4 exons. Bases 1 to 1371 code for a protein of 456 amino acids. Lineage: Eukaryota; Fungi; Mucoromycota; Mucoromycetes; Mucorales; Radiomycetaceae. The record is from RefSeq and is a predicted model, not a curated record. Gene Ontology annotation, molecular function: RNA helicase activity; ATP binding; nucleic acid binding.
AUGCCUGAAGCCAUGACGAAGCCUAGCGUUGAUAUGGAAGCGCUGUCCAAGAAAAAGCCCGAGGAAACCAGUUUUGCGGAAUUGGGUAUUUCCGAGGCUUUGUGCGAAGCUUGCGAAAAGCUCAAUUUCAAGCAUCCUACAGAGAUUCAGAAAGAAUCGAUUCCUUGGGCUCUCGAAGGCCGUGAUAUCAUUGGUCUUGCUCAGACUGGUUCUGGUAAAACUGCCGCAUUUGCGCUUCCUAUUAUUCAGAGAUUGUGGGAUAAUCCUCAGGCAUUCUUUGCUUGUGUUAUGGCCCCCACGAGAGAAUUGGCUUACCAGAUUGCCGAGACAUUCGAAGCUUUGGGAUCCGUCAUUGGUGUGCGUUGUGCGGUGAUUGUUGGUGGCAUGGAUAUGAUGACCCAGGCCAUUGCGUUGUCCAAGCGACCUCACAUUUUGGUAUGCACGCCUGGUCGUCUUCAAGAUCAUUUAGAGAACACCAAAGGGUUCAGCUUGCGCACACUCAAAUACUUGGUGAUGGACGAAGCCGAUCGUUUGUUAGAUCUCGAUUUCGGCCCCAAGAUUGAUCAGAUUCUCAAAGUCAUUCCCCGUGAACGCAAUACGUUCCUUUUCUCUGCUACCAUGACCACCAAAGUGGCCAAACUACAACGUGCAAGUUUGUCCAAACCUGUCAAAGUGGAAGUCGCUACAAAAUAUUCUACCGUCAAAACAUUGUUACAAUACUAUCUUUUCUUCCCAUUGAAACACAAGGAUUGCUACAUGGUUUAUCUGCUGAAUGAACUUGCCGGCAACUCUACCAUCAUUUUUACCCGCACAUGCAAUGAUACACAGAAAAUCGCCAUUAUGCUGCGUAAUCUUGGCUUUGCUGCCAUUCCAUUGCACGGUCAGUUGGCUCAGGCAAAGCGUUUGGGUGCAUUGAACAAAUUCAAAGCAGGAACACGCAACAUUCUGGUGGCGACGGAUGUGGCGAGUCGUGGUCUUGAUAUUCCAAUGGUGGACGUUGUUAUCAACUACGAUGUGCCCCAGUCAUCCAAAGAUUACAUUCAUCGUGUCGGUCGUACCGCUCGAGCAGGCCGAUCCGGCAAAUCCUUGACGUUUGUCACACAGUAUGAUGUCGAAUUGAUUCAGCGUAUUGAAAAGGAUUUGGAACGAAAGUUGGAUGGUUAUCCUGUCGAGAAAGAUCAAGUCAUGAUGUUGCAGGAACGUGUUAGCGAAGCACAGCGUAUUGCGACGUUGGAACUGAAAGAGCGCGGUGGUGCACGAGGCAAUUCGAAGCGCGGUCGAGGAGCUGAUAACGACGACGACGACCAAGAUCUCGAAGAAAAGAAAGAUAAUGGACAGAAAAAGCGCUUCAACAACAAGAAGAGACGUUAA